AUGGUAAUAUUAAAUUUAAAUUCUACAGUCAGAGCAGGAUGGUUUUCUCCUACGAAGAAUCUAUCUAACGAAGAUAUGUUUAAAAACGCUGUGGUCGAAUUUCAAAAUGGACACAAUCUUAGAUGCGCAACUAAAAAUGUUAUUAAAGUUGUCCGGAACAACCCUACUGAUGAUUUCGGAGGAGUACCCGAAGAGUUGAUCUCGUUUGAAAACGAUUUAAUUCUAAUAUUACAACAGGUAGUAAAUUUGUUUUCUUUUAAACAAGGAACCUCAAAUAUUCAUUUUCCCGACUACGUUUUAAAGGUUUGUUCGGCACUAUGGAGGUUUUUGGAUUAUAUCUAUAUGUACGCUUUGGUAAACAGGAAAACAUUAUUGUUAAGUAAAAUGCAUUUUAUUCUUUGUUACAAAUUGCCCCCGUAUUAUAAUAACAAUAUGAAUGCGUUCCCGGACGGAGUCGUUGUGGAUGGUUUUAUUAAAACCUUAAAUACAGAUUUGUCAAUACUGCGCGAUUCUGCAACGAAGGAAACGUUAAUUGAGAAUGACUGUUCACUUUUAAAUUUAAAUGAGAAGUUAAUACAAAACAAUGAAAAAUUUAUUGCGAACGUAUUUAAUCUUGUCAGUGUUAUCGAAAAAAAACCAUUCAUGAAGCAAAUUGACAAUAACCUAUAUCAUAAUAUUAAUAGUGAUAUUUUUCAAAAAAAUAAUUUGCAAUAUAAAUCUGUGGAUAUGCACAUAUUUAAAUCAUCAAACAAUUUCGCAAAAAAUGACAGAAAACUUGAGAAUCUCACGAAAAACUUUACAGCUGAUGUUUUAAAAGAAAAAUGCUCUUUGACAAUUACCGAAAUUAACGAAAUUCAAUUGGAUUCUCCUUUAUUGACCGACACAAUGAACCAAAUUUUGUUGUAUGUAUUCGAGAAGCUCAUAUACUUUACAUUAUAUUCUAAAGAUAACGAUUCUGGGGAAACUGAAGAAGACGUGUCGAUCACGGACCGUGAUGUAUCGAUCAUGACUGACAAAAUUUGCAAGUAUAUUCCGUUAGUUAUUAUGUAUUUGGUAUAUAACGAAAGUAAUAUUAAGAACUGGAAGAUCAUAAGCUUGUAUUUGACUUUCUGCAGUGACUAUAAAAAACACACCGAUAUUCGCUGCUCGAAUUUAUUUUACGGCACAACAGUAGACAACAUUACAUCCGAGGACAAAAUGAUUUGUGAAAGAGAAUCAGUGAACAAUAUUCAGGCGUGGACUUUGUUUACGACUACACGCAAAGAACUAAUAAAGGAUAAAUCCGUAAAAAAAACCUGUUUCAAGUCCGUCUAUGCUUUUAUAAAAGAAAGCUAUGAGAUCAUUCAGAUAUUCUACAAAGACAUAACCCUCCGCGUAUGGGUCACGGUCGAGUGGUUGACCGGGAAAUAUUUUCUUACCGAAAAUUAUAGUAACGACGACAUGAACAAAUUAAAAUUCAAAGAGAUAACCGUACGAGGCAUCACUAUGACUCUAUCAGAGGCGUACUAUUUGACAAUACCGUGGAGGAUGAGCAUAGCAGCCGUCUUGGAUUUCCAUCACAUUAUUGUGUAUCAUCUAAACUCAAUGAUGAAUAUGUACAUUUACCGGCACGCGCACAUUGUAAUUUUGUACUUAAAGAGGACCGUGUGUCAUGUUGAAAAUACAGUAUUAAAACGAAUUCACGAAAGUGUUUUGUGGCAUGAAUCCGGGACGGAAAUGUUUUACAAAUACCUCUUUUUAAUGAAAGUAAUGAUCAAAACGGCCGAAGACAAUACCGAAGACAACGCCGAAGAUUAUCGUAUUGCAAAGGAUAUAAUUACCGCUAUUUCUAAAAUAGAAAGUUUACCCAGGACAAACCGUACUGAUUGUUACAGUUUUAUCGACACGCAUAUACCUAUUCCGGAAGACGCGAAAGUAGAAUUGUCAAAUUGGUCCAAGUCGGAACUUCCCGACACUGCCAACGAACACAAUUUGUUCGACUUGGUCAUGGCAAUUAAUUGUAAAAAUGCUAUGGACUAUAUGCGUACUUUUAUUUUGAUCGUGAAUAAGUCGAUGGGCAUAACUAUCGACUCCAAUGAAAAGUAUAUAAAAAAAGUGAUCUGUUCAAAAAAUGUAUUUCAUGUUCAACCCAGUGUCGAGUCUAUAAGCGUAGCCAGAGGUUAAUACCGUAAAUUGUUGGCGAAUCAAUUAGUUUGUACAAUAUUAAUUAUUACCGUUGGUUAUAGCUUAUAAGAUAUAUAACCUAACCUUGCCAAAUAUAUCAGGGACGGCCAAACUGCGGCUCUCGUCACAGGCUCAUUGCAUCUUAUUAUAAGAUACCGAACAUUUUUACGAAAACAAAAAAACAUUUUUUUUACCAUGAAUUUAAAAAUUUUUGUAUUUAAAAUGUAUAAUAUUUUAUUAAAUUACAAUUUUCGGAAACAAUUUACAAAAAAAUACCGCGUUUUCGACACAAUAUUAUUAAUUAUUAAUUGCUAUCUUAUUUGUUGCGUGUUCAGUUUUGUUUUGUUUUUUUUUUUUUGUAAGUUGUUUGAAGUCAGGAUUAUGCGUGUUUAAAGCAGUCCUAAACAAUUCCGUUAAAUGAUCAUCCAUUAAAAUUGAACGAUGUGCCGUUUCUAUUAUUUUCAUUGCCGAGUAAGAAUACGUUGUUCCGAAAAUUCUCCACAUUUUAUUACAUAUUUUGAUACCUAUCUUAUCUUAUUUACGAUAAUCAUAUAUAUAUAUUAAUAUGAAUUUUUUUUUUCAUUUCGGCUCUUCCAUAUUCAUUAAUAUAUUGGGCGGCUCGCGAGUCUUUUCUCGCUGGCCAUCCCUGGUAC
This is a messenger RNA of Cinara cedri, 2816 nucleotides long. The record is from the annotation of a GenBank genome assembly. Lineage: Eukaryota; Metazoa; Arthropoda; Insecta; Hemiptera; Aphididae.